Exaiptasia diaphana is the source of this 1731-nucleotide messenger RNA. RefSeq lists its product as uncharacterized. Bases 1 to 1731 code for a protein of 576 amino acids. Lineage: Eukaryota; Metazoa; Cnidaria; Anthozoa; Actiniaria; Aiptasiidae. The record is from RefSeq and is a predicted model, not a curated record. The transcript has a single exon.
AUGGACUCGAUCUCUAUAAUACCUGGACUGGAAUCUAAAAAGGACAUCAACGAGUAUUGGACAAGAUUCGAGAAGCAUGUAAAACCCCAAGCCAACCACAUAUUGAGUCGAUUUAAUCUACGUAACCUCAAACAAAACAACAGGCCGCUCGAUGAAUUCUUGACGGAAGCCCAACUAUUAGUUCAAAGCUGCGGGUUCCCCGCUCAACUUCAAAAUGAAAUGGUCAGGGAUGCCCUAGUUUUCGGGACCGACCWUGAUGUCGUAAGGAAAAGAUGUAUUGCCGAAGGCAACUCAUUAACAUUUGAGAAAGCAAGAGACAUUGCAAGAACAGAGGAAGCAACCCGCCAACAAGUCAAUGCCAUGAGGCAGAGCAGCGAAGUCAGCGCUAUCAAAAGUCAGAAAGCAAAGAAAAAAACAAUCAGCACAUCGAGUACGAAGCAUCAUGAAGCACCAACUUCGAGUACGAAGACCACGUGUGACCGGUGCGGUAACAAUAAACAUGCAUCAGGUCGUAAGUGCCCCGCGAGCGGAGUAGACUGCCAUUAUUGCCACAAACGUGGGCAUUUCAGUAAAAUGUGCCACAAACGCAAGCAAGUUCACGAGAUACGCAACGAAACAGACACGGAUGACGAUGAACAUAAUGACAUGUUUUUAGGAACACUUGAAGUUGAUAGUCUACACGGUCACGUGACAAACUGCAACAAAGUCUUCACCGAGAUCAAUGUCACAUUAAAGCCUUAUCACAAGAGAACAACUGCAAUAACAUGCAAGUUGGACACUGGUGCGGAAACUAACGUCAUAUCAAAGUCAGAUUUUGAUACAAUCAUUGCUUCACCAGAGGAAAAAUCACUCGGACCGCCACAAACCCUCACUGCGUAUGGCGGACAAAAGAUUCAGUGCGUCGGUACAUGCGAGCUGUAUGUACAUCACAAAGGUACUACAAUCAAGGUACCCUUCACUGUCACGAACGUAAAAGGACCUGCAAUACUGGGAUGCAACACCUGCGAACAACUAGGACUUGUUACAAUCAAUUGUAGCAUUGAAACAGACGGCAAGAGUGGAACUUCAGCAGARAAUCCUCCAUUGACAAGGGAUAAACUUGUACAUGAUUACAAGGACUGUUUUGAAGGAAURGGUYCUUUCAAAAUGAAGCCAUAUCACAUCACUGUAGAUCCAAACGCAGAGCCAGUCGUGCACCCUCCUAGGACGGUGCCGCUACACGUGCGCGACCUGUUCAAAGCUGAACUCAACAGCAUGGAGGAACAUGGCAUCAUAGAGCCAGUUAGUGAGCCUACRGACUGGGUGAAUAGCAUAGUACUCAACGAGACAGUCAACMAKAAGYGCGAAAUAAUCAAGCUGAGAGUGUGCCUUGACCCACGAGACCUCAAUAAAUGGAUAAAGCGGGAACACUAUCACACAAGAACCAUUGACGAUGUUAUCAGUGAACUACACGACGCAAAGUACUUCAGUGUCAUCGAUGCAAAGAAGGGAUACUGGCACGUGCCUCUCGACAAAGAAAUCUCCAUUCUCACUACGUUUAAUACGAUAUUUGGGCGGUAUCGCUUCACGCGAAUGCCGUUCGGACUGAAUGUCUCACAAGACAUUUUCCAAAAGGAACUCGAUUCAUCGAUCGAAGGACUGCCAGGAGUCACAGGAAAGACGGAAAGACGGAAAAAGAACACGAUGAAAACAUGGCAAAACUCAUGGAUCGUGCAAGAGACAAAGGAAUAA